AUGCUCGACAUCGUUAUCAGAAUCCUCACGCCCAUCCUGAGUCUAGCUCUCCCGGCUCUCCUCAUAAGUGUCUUGGUCGAUCGUAUUCCUCCGCCGCGAUGGCUGUCCAAAAAAGCCCAGUUGAUCGGGCUGAAGAAUCCAGAGAGCAUCACCUCGCAUGAAUGUCCGUAUGCGUAUCUUCGCCAGAUCUACGGGAAACAUCACUGGGCUCCUUUUGUGCACAAGCUAUCACCCUCGCUGAAGACCAACGACCCGGCUAAGUACACGAUGGUCUUGGAGACCAUGGACGCGAUCCACCUGUGCCUCAUGCUGGUUGAUGAUAUCUCCGACGGCAGCGACCUCCGUAAAGGCCAACCCGCCGCACAUAAGAUCUACGGUCCCUCGGAGACCGCCAACCGCGCCUAUUACCGUGUCACGCAGAUCCUGAACAAAGUGACGCAUGACUUUCCCGGCCUCGCGCCCUGGCUGAUGCAGGAUCUCGAAGGGAUUCUCGAAGGACAGGAUCUGUCGCUGGUAUGGCGGCGCGACGGACUGGCCGGGUUUCCCGUCGAUGCGGUGGAUCGUGUGAAUGCGUAUCGGCACAUGGCGUCGCUGAAAACGGGCUCGUUGUUUCGACUGCUUGGACAUCUGGUGCUGGAGAAUCAGUCGAUGGACGAGACCUUGACCCUGGUUGCAUGGCAUUCCCAACUCCAAAACGACAGCAAGAACCUCUACUCGUCGGAGUACGCCAAACUCAAAGGCUCGCUUGCCGAGGACUUGCGGAACCGUGAACUGACUUACCCCAUCGUGCUGGGCCUUGACGUCCCGGAGGGCCAGUGGGUCGUGAGAGCUCUUGAGUCCGCAUCGGCGCGCAAUAUCCGCAACGCUUUGGGCGUUAUCCGUGGGGACGCGGUUCGGUCGAUGUGCAUGGAGGAGAUGAAGCGGUCGGGCGCGACUAUCACGGACUGGCUGGACUUGUGGGGAAGAAAGGAGAAGUUGGAUUUGAAGGCUUGA
Molecule: messenger RNA, 993 nt
Organism: Aspergillus melleus
Lineage: Eukaryota; Fungi; Ascomycota; Eurotiomycetes; Eurotiales; Aspergillaceae
Exons: 3
Coding region: 1-993 (330 amino acids)
Biological process (GO): isoprenoid biosynthetic process
Molecular function (GO): prenyltransferase activity
Source: RefSeq, a predicted model, not a curated record